Molecule: messenger RNA, 1332 nt
Organism: Brugia pahangi
Lineage: Eukaryota; Metazoa; Nematoda; Chromadorea; Rhabditida; Onchocercidae
Source: the annotation of a GenBank genome assembly
AUGAUUGCUGAACCUAUCGUACCGAUUGUUCAAAAAAUUGAUACGCCUCAAUUUAAGGCACUUUUCACACCUGAACUUAUUAAACUUAAUGAUCUAUUCAAGAAGAAUGAUUUUCAAUUGCGUAUGGCUGGUGGUGCAGUUCGAGAUCUUUUAAUGGGCAUAAAACCAUCUGAUAUUGAUUUUGCUACAAAUGCAACGCCAGAAAAAAUGAAGGAGUUAUUUCUUCGCGAAGGUAUCCGAAUGUUGAAUAAAAAUGGUGAAGAACAUGGGACGAUUACUUGUCGUAUUGACGAUAAGGAAAAUUUUGAAAUUACAACUUUAAGGAUUGAUACUGUUUGUGAUGGACGUCGAGCAAAGAUUGAAUUCACAACUAAUUGGCAGCUAGAUGCAAAUAGACGUGACUUGACGGUUAAUUCACUUUUCCUAGAUUUGGAUGGCACCGUUAUUGAUUAUUUCGGUGGAAUAAAAGAUUUAGAAGAACGGAAAAUUGUUUUUGUAGGCGAUGCAAAUCAAAGGAUUCAGGAAGACUAUUUGAGGAUAUUACGAUAUUUCCGUUUUUAUGGUCGAUUAGCCAUAGAUGGUGAAAUGCACGACAAAGCAACACUGGAUGCUAUCAUUUCGAAUAGAAAUGGCCUGAAAGAUAUAAGUGGUGAACGAAUUUGGAUGGAAUUAAAGAAAAUAUGCGUUGGUCGGUUGGGUGGCGCAGUAUUAACAACGAUGCUAAAGCGAUGUAACUUAGCUUCCUUGUUGGGACUUCCGGAAAAAGCGGAUACAGUUUACUUUUGCAAAUUGCAUAAGCGUUAUUAUCCAAAAAUAGAAGCAAUGACAUUAUUAUCAUCAUUAUUUACUGAAAUGGGACAAAUUGAAAUAUUUCACAGGAGAUGUAAGUUAUCUUAUGCUGAGAAAACGCUAACCGAAUUUAUUGUGGAACAUCGCGAUGAGGCAGAGAAGAAUGUCAAUUCAAUUUUAUUUUUCAAAAAUAUUUUGUUGAUUGAAGAACGAUUGCACAAGUUUACAAGAAAAAAAAUUCAAACAAGUCGAGAGAAAGUAAUUGAAUUGGCAAAAUAUGCAAUGGUUAAUGAUGAGCUGAUCAAUGAAUUGAGUAUUUGGGAAAUGCCAACAUUUCCAAUUGGUGGGAUUGACUUGAUGCAUAACAAUAUUUCACCUGGACCACAUGUUAAGCAAAUUCUUGACUAUCUUUUCCAAAUAUGGAUUGAAAGUGAAUGGAUGAUAAGUAAAGAAGAAUUGUUAAAGCAUAUCAAUGAUAUUGAAUGGACUGAUAAGAAAAACCGCGUAGGAUGUAAACGAAAGCUUAACUCUGACGCUAAAUGA